Messenger RNA from Elephantulus edwardii (Cape elephant shrew), 1021 nucleotides. It is a transcript of the gene PPP1R1C, whose product is annotated as protein phosphatase 1, regulatory (inhibitor) subunit 1C. The transcript is spliced from 5 exons. Gene Ontology annotation, molecular function: protein phosphatase inhibitor activity. NCBI's taxonomy places the organism in Eukaryota, Metazoa, Chordata, Mammalia, Macroscelidea, Macroscelididae. The record is from RefSeq and is a predicted model, not a curated record. Gene Ontology annotation, cellular component: cytoplasm. Bases 284 to 613 code for a protein of 109 amino acids. Gene Ontology annotation, biological process: intracellular signal transduction.
GUAUUAGUGAAGAGGCGCACAAUUAGCUUAUUGUUCCUUUCUGUAUUGUGCUGAGAGGAUCCUAGGGGUUGGUGGGGGAACAGGCAAGCCAGGCAUCACUGUGGUUGUGCAAGAAGGGAGUUACUGAAACCUCGGCAUCUUCACUCGCUCACUCUGGAAUUACAGCUAUUUAUUACCAAGCACUCUGUGUGGGUUGGUGGAGUGCGCCUGAGGAAACAACCCAGACACCACUUGGGGUUAUCUUUCUGAGGUCUUCUGUCUCCUACUAAUUCUUAUCAUUAUCAUGGAGCCCAACAGUCCCAAAAAGAUACAAUUUGCCGUGCCUUUAUUCCAGAGUCAAAUUGCACCCGAAGCAGCUGAGCAGAUCAGGAAAAGAAGACCCACCCCAGCAUCACUUGUGAUUCUCAAUGAUCAUAACCCCCCAGAAAUAGAGGAUAAGAGGAUGAACAACACACAGGGAGAAACACAGACUGCAUCUCCUAAGCAAAGGAAGCAGAGUGUGUACACACCUCCUACCAUGAAAGGGGUUAAGAAUUUGAAGGGCCAGAACGAGUCAGCAUUUCCUGAAGAAGAAGAAGGUAUAAAUGAAAGAGAGGAGCAGUGGGACCAUUAAUUAUGGAUAUGCAGCAAGAAGGAUUCUGGGAACAAACAGAACUAUUAACUUUUCUGAUUAUCCCAUGGAACCCCACGCUCAACUUUCAGGAACAUUCUCCAUCUUUGCACUCUACCCAUACAGUAGUAAAAUGCUUUUGGGAAGCCCUCUUUGACUGGUCUUUAGCACUAAGUACAAUUGUUCCAUAUUACUUAUAAUCAAAGAAUAUAAACCUUUAUUUUAUGGUGACUUUUGUUUCUAACAACUUAAAAAUUUGCAAACAUGAGUGUUCUAACUUUAAUACUGCCAGAGCUUAAUCCUUAACAUCUUACUGAUAUGGUUUGCCUUCUAAGGUCCAAUGUAAAUAGCAUCAUUUUAAGAGUAUAAAAUAAAUAUGAGAUACAUUUAGACAUGAGUGUGUGUCUGAGU